CAGCGAGCAGAGUUAGAUUUUGGUUUUUGGUAGAUCAUGGCAUUGUGCAAGAAUCUUUAAUAACUACAUACCUCUCAUAGAUGACGAACCAGCUAUUCAAAGCAGUGAACAUAGCACUGACGUUCAUACAUGUUUCUUCGAAACUUCUGCCGAAAGAGAGUUACUCAUACUUGUCGAGUCGACAAUAGACGAGCUUACAAGAGAUAAGACAAGGAAUCACAAACCGAGGACUCAGUCCCAGGCUCUUCACCGCCUUGAAGAUGGAGCCAUUGACUGGUGACUGCACAAUAACAGUCUGAAUGCAAUGACAAGCGAAGACAAUUCAUCAACAUUUACUCGAUGUGUAUCAUCGGAUUGGGUACUCAAUGAUCUAAGAGAACUUUUUCAGUUCUAAUUCAUGUCGUUCACAAUGUCGAUCCUAGCGGCAGCCACGCGCGAUCACGUGUAGAGAGCAAUGAUUCCAACCUCCGCGCUCACUCAGAGUAGAUUCAUCGUCUCAAGAAUCUCAAGUCCGACCAUAAGGGAAAAGGCGUAACACCUCCACAUCCCAAAACUUCAACCACACCCGUUACACCCAAGUAGAGUAUGGCCACAACUCGACAUGAUCUCAACCACGCGCCACUCAAUGGGGCCAUCCAGGCCACCGUCCACGAUCUCGAUAAAAACAAUAAACCGAAAACUAUCGACAAGUCCAUUUCAGCCAACCAUGUUCCUCCUCUGUUCCGACUUCCCGGCGAGCUCCUCAUCCUCAUUGGGGAAUUUUACAAUGAGGAGAUGUUUCGUCUCUUGUCAAUCAACGCCAGCGUAUCUGGCCGGGCAGUACAACCAUACGAUUUUCUGGCCCUCUCGCAGGUCUGUCGUCGCCUGAGAGGUGUGUUGAUAUCUGCCGCCAACCUCUGGACCAUCAUCCCUUCGCUACCAUCGACCGAUCGAGACCUCGUCCUGGAGCUACUGCAACGCGCCGAGCCCUAUUCCGUCGCCUUCUUCGCAGUGACGAAAGACCCAUAUGAACAGCUGGUUCCUCAAAUACGGGCUGCUUUACCUCAGGUGCAUACGAUGGCUGUAGAGUUCGCGCUGGACUUCGACGAUGUAACACCAGCCGACUUUCACCCUGUUGUGGGUAUUGCGCCACAACUGCAGUCGCUUGCGAUAAAGCAGACUGCUAUCCCUGACACCGGCGAGGUGGAGAUUCCGGACAUCCUAGACGGCGUCGACAUGCCCAAGCUCAGGUCGCUCGAAGUGAUGAACCUUGAGUUUAUCCCUGCUCAAUUUCCAUGGUCAACCGCGCUCACUAAAUUGACUCUUACUGUUAGUCCAGACGUUGGCCUUACCUUUACGAUACCGCCAAUUCAAGACUUGCCAGACGUCUUCGACCUCUUACGCGAAUUGCCUCAACUUGAAGACCUUGAGUUGAACGGUGCAAUUAGUUCCUUAGGGAACAAUUUCUCGUCUUUAUCUGACGUCAAAGUCGAACUACCCUAUCUUCGACGUAUUCAAGUGGCCAAUCACGGCCGAGCGCCUCUGUUCCUUCUCAAGCACGUUGACAUGCCCAGCAACGCAGUUAUCCAGCUUCAGUUCAAGUCAUUGAUGUUCCCUGGAAGUAUUGUCCAGGUUGUGGAGGCUGUCAACGAAAAGCUCAACGUGUCAGCGCCACUCUUCGCCCUAGCUAUUAGGCCAGUUGACGGAGGGCACAGCGGUGUGCUGGUCGAUGGGUACGCGGGAGUCUCGUCUUUGCAGCAGAUGUGCUCUGGUGAUAUACUACCCCAGCUUCAACUCCAGUUCCCGCCCUUCGGGCGAGAGCCAUGGGUACCGGUGUUCUUUUCUGCGAUCUCGAGACUGCCUCUGUCAGAAGUGGGCGUGCUCUACAUGGGCGACUGGAGUGUCAAGACUCUCACGGAGGAUUCACUGGUGACACUUCUCCAUGAGAUGCCUCGACUCCAUACGCUCUGCUGGGCAGACCCUGUUACUCAACAUCUACCCUCGGUCCUCCUGGCCAAUGUCAACGAUUUGAAGUCGUCUGACGCACUUGACGUGGUUGUCCAACGCCCGCCGCGACUCGAUAGCCCUCUGAUCACGCCUUCUAUUCGAACACUUAUCAUACACAAUGCCAGUCUUGGCGGAGAUGCGGAUGCCAUUCAAGUUUUCCAAAAUCUGCGAACGGCUUUAUAUUUGCGUUACACGCAAUGUAUGCCCAUCGACACGCUUCUAUUCCACCAUUGCAAAAACCUCUCGAAAGAAGAUCGUGACCAUAUCCGCCGACAGUCUUCACCUAUGUAUCCUGUCCGGAGUGUCUUUAUCUCGUCAAUCAAGAUACGUUAAAGUGUACACGUAAUGCAUGUAGUUUGUUUAUAUUAGCUUCCGAAAUGUAAACCGUCAUAUGCUUCUGGACGGUACUUUAGACUAUUAGAUCGUCGUCAAACCGCAUUUCGCACAUGGAUCUUGAACGUUUGAAGUUUGGAGCCUUCAAUCUUUUUGAGUUCACUUU
Molecule: messenger RNA, 2485 nt
Organism: Somion occarium
Lineage: Eukaryota; Fungi; Basidiomycota; Agaricomycetes; Polyporales; Cerrenaceae
Source: the annotation of a GenBank genome assembly